AUGUUUCCUCAGAUCCAAAGUACAAUGCAAUUAGGAGCAUCUCAGUUGGUGGAAAGACUUUUUGCAGAUCAGGAUACACCUAGUAGCGUCCCAACCGAGUUUUUGAAGGAUCUUUCGGUUCGUUUUAAGGAUGACGGCCUGGAAAACAUCAUUCAGCCUUUAGUAACAGGAAUCGCGGCGCGUGCAAGAGCUGCCACUAUUUUGACAGACUGGAGGACGCCAUUUCGCGCCCUUCUUAUGUUGAUUGAGGUACCAGCCAUCGCUGCCGUCAUCCCUCAUAUCGCCACAUGGAACCCGGCCAAUGCAACCGCUCGUCAGAUUGAAAUCGUAUCUGCUCUCGGCCCGUUCUUCAAGACUUCCGGAUUCUGUUCAGAUGAUCCAUCGGUUGCGGAGCUAUUUGGAACAGGGUUGAAGAGGAACAAGGCAGAUUCAGCUGGCGCCUUUGCUUCUAUUCGAGGAACAGUGCGUGGCAUACACACCCUUCUCUUUCAAAUUGUGAACGGCAUCAUCAGGUCAGAACCAGAGGCAAAGGAGAAGAUGCUGAAUUAUCUCUAUUCUGUUUUGGGCAAGAACGAGCGUCGUGCACAGAUGCAAGUCGACAGGGCAACCGUUUCAGGAGACGGCUUCAUCUACAACAUCACGGAAGUCUUAAUGCAGUUUUGUGACCCCUUCAUGGACAGCAGCCACUCCAAGGUUGACAAGAUCUCGCAUACGUUUUUCAAAGGAAAAUCAAAGAUCGACGUUACUAAGGAGACGAGGAUAUGUGCGUCAAAGGAGUUGGUUGAAGAAUACUCGGCCAAUGCCGCACUAGAAACCACCAACUUUAUCACGGAUAUUUUUUUUCUUACGUUGGGUUUCCACCAUAUUGGUAUUUCCAGGAUGUAUGUGGAUUACAAACGCUUCAUGAAGGACUUUUACGAGGUCAGGGAUCAGUACGAUCGCCUCAAGGAGCAAGAGAGUUCAGGACAGAUUUCACCGGAGAAUGCACUUUUGGUCAAGCGUUAUGAGACUCAGCUAGAGAAGAUGCUGACAUUCCGUCUGUCAUUGGAAUCUCAAAUCAUGGAUCCGCUCAUCUUGAGCCACUCUUUCCAGUUCUAUAACCUUGUGAUGGCCUGGCUGCUGAGGAUAGUCGAUCCUGCCCAUGCCUAUCCGCGCAAUCCGAUUAAGUUACCUCUUCCAGAGAAACCUGCAGCCGAUUUUGCGAUCCUGCCUGAAUAUAUUGUCGAGGACAUUGUCGAGUACUUCCUCUUUGUGUUACGCCAUUCCCCCGAGACGAUUGGCUCCUCGACGUUGGAUGAGCUGAUCACCUUCACAAUGGUGUUCUUGAUCACCCCUGGAUAUAUCAAGAACCCAUAUCUGAAAGCAAAGCUGGCCGAGAUAUUGUUCUAUAUGACCCUUCCUUACCGCGGGCAGAGAAACGAUGAUACACUGGGCAUCAAGCUGAACACGCACCCUGUUGCUCUACAGUGCCUUAUUCCUGCCAUCAUGAACUUUUAUGUCGAGGUUGAGAAUACUGGUCGCAGUUCCCAGUUCUAUGACAAGUUCAACAUCCGAUAUAACAUCUCACAGAUUCUCAAGUUUGUCUGGAAAAACCCAAUCCAUCGUAACAUGGUUAAGGCAGAGAGCCAGAAAUCCGAGUCAUUUGUCCGCUUUGUCAAUCUGUUAAUGAACGACACCACAUACUUGCUGGAUGAGGGUCUGACAAAGUUGGGAGAGAUCCGUGGAAUUGAGGUCGAGAUGGACGACAAGACGAGAUGGGAAGCCCAGACGCCCCAAUACCGACAGGAGCGCGAUGGUGUACUUAGGACAGCGCAGCGCCAGGCGUCAUCAUACAUUGCCUUGGGCAAUGAGACCGUCAACAUGCUGUCGUACUUGACUGAAGUGAUCAAGGAACCUUUCCUGACAGCCGAGAUUGUGGAUCGCCUGGCCACCAUGUUAGACUACAAUCUGGUUAUCCUUGUCGGCGAGAAGAUGUCAACCCUCAAGGUCAAGAAUCCAGACCAGUACCGCUUCCAGCCUCGAAUUCUCUUGUCAGAUAUUGUUGCUAUCUAUCUGAACCUCGACUGUCCAGCAUUCAUUUCAGCGCUGGCCCGCGAUGACCGAAGUUACAGCGCUAGCAUAUUCCACAAGGCCAGUCGUAUCUUGGAAGGACGCAACCUCAAGAGUGCUGAUGAGAUUGCGAAGCUUAAGCGGCUUGUUCUGAAGGUCGAGGAUGUCCGGCAGCAGGGAGCAGAGGAUGAGGAGGAAUUGGGUGAAAUCCCUGAGGAAUUCCUGGAUCCUCUUCUUUACAGUCUUAUGGAAGACCCUGUGCUCCUUCCGACGUCCAAUAUCUCAAUUGAUCGAAGUACGAUUAAGUCGCACUUGUUGUCAGACACAACUGAUCCCUUCAACCGUAUGCCCCUCAAGAUCGGAGAUGUCAUUGACAAUGUGGAACUCCGUGAAAAGAUCCAAGCGUGGAAGACGUCUCAAAGGUCCAAGAAGCAUCAACAACAGGCCGAACCUAUGGAAACAGAUUGACUCGGUCCGAGAAAAUGUAUCAAAGCAUUAACAUAGUGCGAUAACGGCGUUUGACACCAUGAGCGAAUUUGUAGAACGCUAGAGUCCACAUGGAGCAAAUGGAAAAGAAGACUUUGAAAUAAAUACUUUCAAACAUGCAAUUUAUUCCGC
Gamsiella multidivaricata is the source of this 2667-nucleotide messenger RNA. RefSeq names its product ubiquitin elongating factor core-domain-containing protein. Gene Ontology annotation, biological process: protein polyubiquitination. Gene Ontology annotation, molecular function: ubiquitin-ubiquitin ligase activity. Gene Ontology annotation, cellular component: cytoplasm; nucleus; ubiquitin ligase complex. Lineage: Eukaryota; Fungi; Mortierellomycota; Mortierellomycetes; Mortierellales; Mortierellaceae. The transcript is spliced from 8 exons. The record is from RefSeq and is a predicted model, not a curated record. Bases 1 to 2517 code for a protein of 838 amino acids.